AAAUACCCUUGCAACAAAACUGAAUCUCUUCUAUAACCCCAGUCGGCCAUUAAACCAACUGCUCUCUUCAUUUCACUCUCUUCAGUCUCGGUUUCUCCUCUUGCUCUCAUCAAAAAGGCUUAAAACCAGGUUGACAGAGAGAAAUAAUGGCAUUAACAAAGAGAUACAUACUUCGACUAUUCAUGUCACUGAAAUACAUAUCAGCAAAUGUGAUUGAUAGAAAACGAGGACAGAUUGUAGUAUCAGCAUCUACAGCUGAGAAGUCUAUGAAACAAGCAAUGGAAUCUUCUUGCAAUGUGAAAGCUGCUGAGGCUGUUGGUGAAGUUCUUGCUAUGAGGCUCAAAGUGGGAGGACUUGAUCAAGGUGGUGAAGGUAAUGGAAUUCAUGUUAAUGUUAAUAAGGAAAUUGAGAAAAAGGGUUUUAAGAAUCGUACUAAGAUUUUGGCUCUGGUUGAUGCUAUUAAGAAUCAUGGUGUUAAGCUUGUUCUUGAUGAUGAUUGUAAAGAUGAUGGUGAUACCUCUAGUCCUUGAGGCUUCAGCAGUUUUAGGGGGUUUUGCUGUUUUUAUUUGUAGUUUAGAGAUGGAUUUUAAGGCUUGAAUAAAGCAUAUGUUCAUGUUGCAUAAAAUUGUGCGUCUGUCAGUCUGUUAAACCCUUGGCAGAACAAGAAAUGA
Messenger RNA from Papaver somniferum (opium poppy), 671 nucleotides. Its product is annotated as 50S ribosomal protein L18-like. The coding region runs from base 147 to 530 and encodes 127 amino acids. The record is from RefSeq and is a predicted model, not a curated record. Lineage: Eukaryota; Viridiplantae; Streptophyta; Magnoliopsida; Ranunculales; Papaveraceae. The transcript is spliced from 2 exons. Gene Ontology annotation, molecular function: structural constituent of ribosome; 5S rRNA binding. Gene Ontology annotation, cellular component: ribosome. Gene Ontology annotation, biological process: translation.